Molecule: messenger RNA, 959 nt
Organism: Humulus lupulus (European hop)
Lineage: Eukaryota; Viridiplantae; Streptophyta; Magnoliopsida; Rosales; Cannabaceae
Product: FH protein interacting protein FIP2-like
Exons: 5
Coding region: 1-744 (247 amino acids)
Biological process (GO): protein homooligomerization
Molecular function (GO): protein binding
Source: RefSeq, a predicted model, not a curated record
AUGUUGCUGUCUCCCCUAAGAAACCUCCACAUGUUAGUGUCGAGAUUGCUCCAUGAUUGGCCUGUUCAAGACAGUAAGUCGCAGCACAGGUCGACUCCUAAGGCUCCAGCCUCAUUUGCCAAAGGAUACUCUGGCAUGUGCAGCAUGGCACAAAAUUUGCGAAUCAUAGUUGGGGUUGGAGCAACCGCUGGCUUCGAGCCUUUGAAAUCCAUGAUCUUCUUACCUAUAUCUGCAAUAGGGGGGAAGAAAUUUUACACUACUGUUGAUACUUUGACUCAACGAGAGCCUUAUUCAAUGCUUGCUACAAUGUUCAGUGGUUGGCAUACUGUGUGUCAGGAUCCUGAAAUGGGAUUUGUAUUUGUUGAUAGGGAUGGAAAACAUUUCCGACACAUACUUAAUUGGUUAAGGGAUGGUGUUGUUCCUACAUUAAAAGACUCUCAAUUUGCCGAGCUUUUGAGGGAGGCAGAAUACUACCAGCUACCGGGACUUAUGGAGGAAAUCAAUGCUAUCUUAAGUAGAAAGGAGGAUGAAGAAGAUUUAACUAAUGAACUAACACGAAUUGAUAUCAUCAAAUGUAUACAGUCGGAAAAAGUUAGAUUUCGAGGUGUUAAACUUUCUGGCCUUGAUCUUUCAAAACUGGAUUUGUCUUAUGUGGACUUCAGCCAUGCUUGUCUUAGAGAUGUAUUCUUCUCACGUGCAAACCUACAGUGUGCCAAGUUCCGGGUAGGUAUUGCUUUAAAGUAAUGCAUCUAUUUACGAUAUAAUAGUUUUUGAAACAUUAAUAAUAUUACAUUAUUGUUGUGUACUAAUUCAGUACACAAGAUAUUGCUGGAAAUGAAUUAGAAGUUUUUUUAGGAUGUUGAAGCUACCAGGGAAACUCUUUGGGUUAAGUUUGAAUUUUGGGUAGCAAAAUUGGUGUAUAAUGUUAAAAGUUUAAGGUAGUAUUGUUCUCUGGUUUU